AUGAAGCAACUAGCGCGAAGGAUCGUCUACUGGUUCGGACUAAACAAGGACGUGGAGGACUACGUGAAGGCCUGCGUGAUUUGCCAUCAGAUGACAGCGAUCAGCAAGAAGGCGCCCUACUCCCGGUGGAUUCCAACGACUAAACCUUUUAGCAGGAUCCAUGCCGAUUUUUUCCACUUUGACCGAAAAGUUUUCCUAGUUGUCGUUGACAGCUUUACCAAGUGGAUUGAACUAGAGUACAUGCGGUUUGGACUGCCGGACGUUGUGGUUACUGACGGAGGACCACCGUUCAACUCGGACAAAUUUGUGACGUUUUUGGAAAAUCAGGGGAUUUUGGUGAUGAAAAGUCCACCGUAUCAUCCGGAAAGCAAUGGACAAGCGGAAAGAACCGUACGUGGUUCCGAUAAGAAAAUCAAGAAGAAGGAAUAA
This is a messenger RNA of Aedes albopictus (Asian tiger mosquito), 429 nucleotides long. RefSeq lists its product as uncharacterized. NCBI's taxonomy places the organism in Eukaryota, Metazoa, Arthropoda, Insecta, Diptera, Culicidae. Bases 1 to 429 code for a protein of 142 amino acids. The transcript has 3 exons. Gene Ontology annotation, biological process: DNA integration. The record is from RefSeq and is a predicted model, not a curated record. Gene Ontology annotation, molecular function: nucleic acid binding.